Molecule: messenger RNA, 535 nt
Organism: Myxocyprinus asiaticus (Chinese sucker)
Lineage: Eukaryota; Metazoa; Chordata; Actinopteri; Cypriniformes; Catostomidae
Gene: ppp1r17
Product: protein phosphatase 1 regulatory subunit 17
Exons: 3
Coding region: 147-452 (101 amino acids)
Biological process (GO): regulation of phosphatase activity
Molecular function (GO): protein phosphatase inhibitor activity
Source: RefSeq, a predicted model, not a curated record
UACUUUAUAUAAUUUAUAUAAGCAAAAUCAUUUUGUGAAAUGAGUAUCUACUUUUAUUUUUAGUGCCCUAUAUAUCCAAUAAAUUUGCUUUCCAGUAAGUAUGACAUAGCCUUUGUUAUAUAUGUGUGUGUGUGUACACACUAAACAUGAGCUGUUAUCUGAUACCUGAACAGACUGCCAUACGGAGCAUGUCUACUGACUGUGUGAGGUCACUCUCAGACAAAGCCGAGCACACACUCACCAUGCACGAGCAUCUCUAUGGGAAUGCAGAAAUGGACAAUCAGAAGCACAAUUCUGAAGAACAUCAGCAAGACAACCUGGGACAGAAGAAACCUCGGAGGAAAGACACUCCUGUACUCAACAGCCCUCCACUCAUUCCAGGUGUGAGACUGAUGAAGACAGAGGCUCGAAUGAUUCACCAGGAGGAUGAAGAGAAGGAGAUGAAGAAGUAGAUGUGUUUUUCAAAAGCUUUGGUUUUCAUUGUUUUAUUUUUGAAUGUUCACUGAGUCUUCAUUAAAUGUAGGCUUUGCAUAUA